UCAUUCAAUCAUCUUCUUAUUAUCUCCUUCUUUGUCUUAUAACUCUUUAUUACUUAUAAUAGUUAUAGAUCAUCAUCAUCAUAAAAUUAAUAUGUCAAAAUCAAUAGAACUCCCUAAUUGCACCUAUCCAUGUGAACCAGUCACUAUUAUUCCUCCAAGUGCUCCAACGCCAAAACAUUCUCUCUAUCUUUCCAAUCUCGAUGACCAAAAAUUUCUUAGAUUUUCAAUAAAGUAUGUGUACAUUUUCAAGAAAUUAGUGAACAUGAAUCACUUGAAAUCUUCUCUGGCUAGAGUUUUGGUGGAUUAUUACCCUUUAGCAGGGAGGUUGAGAAGAUGUUCAUCUAAUUUGGACGAUGAUGGUGAUGAUGAGAAGAAACUUGAGGUGGAUUGCAAUGGAAAAGGUGGUUUGUUUGUUGAAGCUUUCAUGGAUAUUACUGCAGAUGAAUUGGUUGAACAUUCUAAGUUUCCGAAUAAAUCAUGGAGGAAGUUUUUGUAUAAGGUGGAAUCUCAGAGUUUCUUAGAUGUUCCUCCACUUAUUGUUCAGUUAACAAGUCUCAGUUGCGGGGGAAUGAUUCUCUGCACCGCAAUCAACCACGCUCUAUGCGACGGAGUCGGAACAUCUCAAUUUCUCCAUGCAUGGGCACAUCUCACCACAUCCCCUCAAACCAAUCUAACCAUCCAACCCUUCCACUCACGCCACGUGUUACACCCACGACAACCACCCACCAUAAACCUCCACAACCCCGCAUACACCAGAUCCCAGCCAAACCCUCAAAUAAACCUCCACAAAUCAAUCCAAUCACAACCUUUAGUACCCACAUCCUUUACCUUUAAUUCCACCCAUAUCGUCUACUUAAAAAAACAAUGCAUCCCAUCACUAAAAUGCACCACUUUUGAAAUAAUCGCUGCACACACGUGGCGUUCUUGGAUUCGUUCAUUAAAUCUACCAUUGCCAUACAAGUUAAAUGUGAAGCUACUUUUCUCUGUUAAUUUUCGCUCCGUUAUGAAUUUACCAAAAGGAUAUUACGGAAAUGGAUUUUUAUUAGCGUGUGCCGAAAGUAAAAUAGAGGAUUUAGUGGGAAAUAAUAAUAACAAUCUCCACUAUGUUGUGAAGUUAGUACAAAAAGCAAAAUCAACGGUGAAUGACGAGGAGUAUAUAAGAUCAACAGUUGAUUUGUUGGAGGAUAAAACGGUAAAAACCGAUGUUUCGACUAGUUUGGUUAUAUCGCAAUGGUCAAAACUGGGGUUAGAAGAUGUGGAUUUUGGAGAGGGGAAAGCGUUACAUAUGGGUCCUUUGACUAGUGAUGUUUAUUGUUUAUUUUUACCGGUGAUUGGUGGUGGUGAUGGUGUGAGAGUGGUGGUUUCUGUGCCGGAGAGUAUGGUGGAGAGUUUUGAGUAUCAGAUGAGUGGAAAUUGGGAGAAGAAAAUGGAGGAUGAAGAUAUGGUUAAGAAUGGAUUUCAUGCGAAUGAGAUUUCGUUUUUGUGAAAUUGAGUUGUUUUUUGUUUUGAUUUUGUUUGGUUUUUGUUUUGAAAGGUUUUGUUAUAUCUUUUCCAUUGUGCAAGUUUUUGUAAUAGUAAGAGUUAUGUGUAUACAGACACCGUGUUCAAACUAGUGUGUUUGAAUACCGAGUGGAAAAUAAGAAUCAUAAAAGAAUUCAAAAGUGUAAGAAAUUUUAAGUCUAAAAAGCAUUCCUGCUUUGAAAAUAUGAUAGAUAAUGAGUGUAAAUAAAAAUAAGUGAUUAAUCUCACUCACACU
Vicia villosa (hairy vetch) is the source of this 1756-nucleotide messenger RNA. Its product is annotated as alcohol acyltransferase 9-like. The transcript has 2 exons. Bases 92 to 1486 code for a protein of 464 amino acids. Gene Ontology annotation, molecular function: acyltransferase activity, transferring groups other than amino-acyl groups. The record is from RefSeq and is a predicted model, not a curated record. NCBI's taxonomy places the organism in Eukaryota, Viridiplantae, Streptophyta, Magnoliopsida, Fabales, Fabaceae.